GAUGCACAGACGGAGCCGUGUGAUACACUAACAACGUCGUGAAUGGCCCUUUUUGACCUGUCCUCCCCGAACCUCAAUCAACAAGGCAGGGUUAGGCGACAUGUGCUCGCCGAGAGAUGGCGCCCACACCGUCUGUCGAUAGCACCGACCAUGCAAGUCAGGUCAAUGUCAACACGGCAAGCGGUGGUGGCUCGACCAACCACGAGCCGACUGCAGCAGCAACACUCGAGUCGAGAGAGUUGAGGGACGAACAGGAGCGGCAGCAUCAAGAGCAACCGCAUAAGCACACGGCACCUGUCGAGCCCAUAUUCCCGCAGCUCAAUAACACGACCGAGGCUGACGGCACCCCGCUUGUCAUCGACCAGUCCGGUACCGCACAAAAUGACGAUGAUGACGAAGACGAGCCCGCCGUAGCCACACCCUUUGUGCGCACGUCCAGUCCCGACGGCGUCUCCAAGACCCGUCCGGCCAGCGUCGAGGAGGAGGAAGACGACGAUGAUACCGACGACAAUCCGGGCGGCCACAUGGACGACAGCGAGAUCAGGAAGCGCAAGCUGCCCAAGAUGCACAAGUACAGUCUCUAUGAGACCGCCUCCAAGUACUACAUAGUCGGCGCCGACGUCACCGAGAAGCGUUACCGCAUUCUCAAGGUCGACCGCACCGCCGACGAGCAGGACCUGAGCGUCACCGACGACAAGAUUGUGUACACGCAGAAGGAAAUGAACCAGCUGCUGGACACAAUCGACGAUGGAAACAAGGCCACAGGUGGCAUCAAGCUUCGCUGCACCACCUGGGGCUUGCUGGGUUUCAUCAAGUUCACCAGCCACUACUACAUGCUACUUAUCACCAAAAAGAGCACCGUGGCGAUGCUUGGCGGCCACUACAUCUACCAGAUUGAUGGCACCGAGCUGAUCCCCCUGACGCCCGCAAAGUUCAAGCUGGACCAGCGUAACCAGGAGGAAUCUCGUCACCUCCAAAUCCUGGGCAAUUUGGAUCUGACCAGGUCAUUUUACUACAGCUACUCGUAUGACAUCACAAGGACACUCCAGCACAACAUCGCAAGAGAGCGUGCUGCGCUUCUGCAGGGCAAGGAGCGCGCCCUAGACGCCGACUUCAACUCGAUGUUUGUGUGGAACAGCCAUCUGCUGGGUCCCGCAGAGGCGGCCCUCAGCUCGCCCUUUGACUGGUGCCGACCCAUCAUACACGGCUACAUAGACCAGGCGGCCAUUUCCAUCUACGGACGAACAGCCUACGUUGCUGUCAUUGCCCGGCGCUCUCGGCACUUUGCCGGUGCCCGCUUCCUCAAGCGUGGCGCCAACGACCUUGGAUAUGUUGCCAAUGACGUUGAGACGGAGCAGAUUGUCUCUGAGGUCAACACAACCUCUUUCCACUCUCCCGGCACAAAACUUUAUGCUAGCCCGCAGUACACAUCCUAUGUUCAGCACCGAGGCAGUAUCCCCUUGCACUGGUCUCAAGACAGCACCGGCGUGACCCCCAAGCCACCUAUAGAGAUUAACCUGAUCGACCCUUUUUAUACCUCGGCCGCACUGCACUUUGACAACCUCUUUGAGCGCUAUGGAGCUCCUGUAUAUGCCUUGAACCUUGUCAAGGCUCGAGAGCGUACGCCUCGCGAGUCGAAACUCCUGGAAGAGUAUACCAAAGCCAUCGACUACCUGAAUCAGUUCCUGCCCGAGGAUAAACACAUUAUUCAUCGAGCCUGGGACAUGUCCAGGGCAGCAAAGUCUCGUGACCAAGACGUUAUAGGCAUCCUCGAGCGCAUCGCCGAGCAGGUUGUAACAACGACUGGCUUCUUUCACAAUGGUGACACUGCGAUAACGCCGGCGUCGUCAAGUGACCCGGGUGCUCCUCGGGUGCAAAACGGGGUUGCGCGUACCAACUGCAUCGACUGUCUCGACCGAACUAACGCGGCACAGUUUGUCAUCGGCAAGCGUGCUCUCGGUCACCAACUUCAUGCGUUGGGAAUUCUGGAGGACACGGUUGUCGACUAUGACACUGACGCGGUCAACCUUCUCACUCACAUGUAUCACGAUCAUGGAGACACCAUCGCGGUCCAGUACGGCGGGUCGCAGCUGGUCAACACUAUGGAGACGUACCGCAAGAUUAACCAGUGGACCAGCCACAGUCGAGACAUGAUUGAGAGUUUUAAACGCUACUACAAUAACUCGUUCCUCGAUGGGCAACGUCAGGAAGCCUACAACCUUUUUUUGGGCAACUAUGUCUUUGUCAAGGGCCAGCCAAUGCUUUGGGAUCUUGCAACAGACUACUAUCUGCAUCACACAGACCCAAGAGCCUGGCUAGGCAACCAGCGACACAACUACACCCGCUGGUACACACCCCAAUACUUGGAGCCGAGAACAGUACCGCCUUGUGUAUCGCCGUCGUCGGAUACAGCCGCUGUCAAGCCCGUAUCCUACUACGAUGAUUAUUGGCUCGAGUACUAUCGCCCAUCCACUCUGUCGUCGUUUCUCAAGAUGUUUCCGUUCAAGAUGAACUCGACCAUCAAGUUCAUACCCUUCAAGUCAACCCAAGAAGGUCGCUACGACCUUAGCCCCUUCCGAGUGCGCACUGAGGGCGACCAAGAUGCGCCAGACAAGCGACGUCGCGCCAGUGGCAAGAAGAAUGUUACGGUCAUGACCCCAGAGGAUCAAGAACAUCACGGCCAGCAUUAUGACCCGUAUACCUCGCUUGGCUCCGCCACCUCUGCCAGCAUGACACACGCCGCCGCAAACGGCGGUGCCAACGGCAGGCCGACGUCAACCAAGGGGUUUCGGGGGUGGCUGCAGAACACUCAGGAUCCCAAGGAGUCGAACGUUCUAGGCCAGUUUGCCAACGGUAUUCAUUUGCAGGGAAUAAUGAAGGAGUCCACAUCGUCCUUGACCGGGUCGGCCGCUGAAGCUGACCCCAAGUCAGGCAAGCCCACCUCGCUGGAGAAAAGCCGCGCGGCCCAAUGGACGUUUGCCAAGAUGGUGCACGAGUCGCUGAAUCCAUCUGUGAACAUCCAAGAAACGGAGGAUUAUGCCCGAUAUAUAAGUCACCCCCAGACGCUACCUCUUGUCAUAUCUGCCGAUCCGGUGCCUUCGGACGUGGAUGCCGAGUACGAGGAAUACAUUCACGGCAACUGGCAGACCCAGGGGCUGUCUGCCCCACACGGCUCGGGCGGAUCUUAUUAUACCUCAUCUAUGUAUGGCCGCGACAGCGUCACGGCGCAGACCACUAUGUUUUCAGAAAGCAUCGGCGACGUCGAGAAGGAGCAGGAACGUGACGAGAUGUACAUGCUGUUCGAGGAGCUGCUCAAGGUUGGCGACAAUCCGCUCACGGUCACGGAAGAGGAUGCGCAGAAGAAGCGGUACAAGGCCUAUAGGAAAUGGCUCAGAGGGAAAUCGCUUUUCAAACAACAGCCAGUCGAUUAGGUUUCGGGUGAUGCUAUUGCCGAUGGCGAGACUGUCUACGAAGACUCAAUCCUGUGAGCAGUUUGGGCUGUAGGCUGGGUCGUCUUUUUUUUUUUUUUUUUUUUUUUUUCUGAAUUUAGUAUCUGUCUUAGCCCUUGGCAGAGAUAUCAAAGAGCUUUUGCAACGACGCAUCUUGCGCCGUCAGUGGAGCCACAACCUCGGCAAGGUCGAUGCCUUCGGAACGCGCCACUGCUGUCAGCAUUUUGGCGGCUUUUGCGAGGCCUCUAUGCACAAGGGUAGUUGCAUCUUGCUCACUCCCCUCGUCAUCCGCACGCAUCCAGCAUACAACAAGUGCCUUGAUUAUGGCGUCGCGCCAAGGUGGCAGACCAAGUCUUGGCCAGCAGUUCGCAAUAACGGCCUGCAGGGCCUCGAUGGCAGCUAAUAAUGACGGCAGGUGGGCCAUGGCAAACGGUUCUUCCAUGACUGAUGUGAGCAUUGGAACAAUGUCCUGUUGGUUUUUGUGGUGUUUGGGCGUUUGUUUUCCAUCAGCAAGCGGUUCUUUUCAGUUACCUUGUUUUUUUAUUAUAUCCCGGGAUUUCGCCACGUACCUUUAGAUGCUUAACAGAGUGUAUGCCCAUUUCUUGCACAACCAGUCCAGU
Molecule: messenger RNA, 4069 nt
Organism: Pyricularia oryzae 70-15
Lineage: Eukaryota; Fungi; Ascomycota; Sordariomycetes; Magnaporthales; Pyriculariaceae
Product: polyphosphoinositide phosphatase
Exons: 1
Coding region: 117-3431 (1104 amino acids)
Biological process (GO): phosphatidylinositol dephosphorylation
Cellular component (GO): intracellular membrane-bounded organelle
Molecular function (GO): phosphatidylinositol-3,5-bisphosphate 5-phosphatase activity
Source: RefSeq, a predicted model, not a curated record